CCCAAGAUGGCGGCCGCCGCAAAGCACGGCGAGCGCCUGCUGCAUGGGAUUAUUCCCACGUCAUACAGGCUACUGCACGUGCCAAACUCGGCCAGCCCGCCCAGGACCACGGACUGCCCAAGAUCUCUAAGGUGUCGUGGGUCUCUGCUGGCCGCGGCUUGGUGACGAGCCCCUGUGAGUGUAGACUUGGGACAGCGGCUUGCCUGGAGAUACCCCGCCUACUGGGCCUGAAGCCGCUCGCACGCGUCGGCGCCUUUUGACGCCACUGGGGGCGUGUCGGCGCGACCCGCUACGUAGCCACGCGCGGACAAUGGCGACGGAAGCAACCUAAGGUGGACUGCGUUUUCAAAUAGUUUCCCGACGUGGCCGGUGGGGAGCUGCCGUACCUCCGGCGCCAUCGGCAGUGACGGCGGCGCGCUUGCGCGCUCCCGCUGCGCCCUGGACAGAGCGUUGGCUUUGAGGCCCAGCGGAGCCAGCCAGCCUCAUUUUGGCCACUUCUUAUCUCUGAACACUGUCCCUGGGGCUAGAUCAGAAACAUGAGCGGUAAUAACUUAAGUGGGAACGACGAGUUUAAUGAACAGUUGCGAAUGCAAGAAUUGUAUGGAGACCCCAAGGAAGGUGACACUCAAAAUGAGCCCGUUGGAGAAAGCGAUUCUUUGGGGCAGCCGCCUGCUGACACUCCCUAUGAGUGGGACUUGGAUAAGAAGGCUUGGUUCCCUAAGAUCACAGAAGAUUUCAUUGCGACUUAUCAGGCUAACUACGGCUUCUCUAGUGAUGGCGCAUCUAGUUCUACUGCAAGUGUCCAGGACACCAAUACUAAGAAUGUCGAAGAACCUCCACAAAGAGAAAUCCCUGAAACCACUGACCCCAGAAAGAAAGGAGAAAAGAGAAAGGUUGAAUCAGGAUGGUUCCAUGUUGAAGAAGACAGAAACACAAAUGUAUAUGUAUCAGGUUUGCCUCCAGACAUUACAGUGGAUGAAUUUAUACAGCUUAUGUCCAAGUUUGGCAUUAUUAUGAGAGAUCCUCAGACAGAAGAAUUUAAGGUCAAACUUUACAAGGAUAAUCAAGGAAAUCUUAAAGGAGAUGGGCUUUGCUGUUAUCUAAAGAAAGAAUCUGUGGAACUUGCAUUAAAACUUUUAGAUGAAGAUGAAAUUAGAGGCUACAAAUUGCAUGUGGAGGUGGCAAAGUUCCAGCUGAAGGGUGAAUACGAUGCCUCAAAGAAGAAAAAGAAGUGCAAAGAUUAUAAGAAGAAGCUGUCUCUGCAGCAGAAGCAGUUGGAUUGGAGACCUGAGAGGAGAGCUGGACCCUCCCGGAUGCGCCAUGAGCGAGUUGUCAUCAUCAAAAAUAUGUUCCACCCCAUGGAUUUUGAGGAUGAUCCAUUGGUGCUGAAUGAGAUCAGAGAAGACCUUCGUGUAGAGUGCUCAAAGUUUGGACAGAUUAAGAAGCUCCUUCUCUUUGAUAGACACCCAGAUGGUGUGGCCUCUGUGUCCUUUAGGGAACCAGAGGAGGCUGAUUAUUGUAUUCAAACUCUUGAUGGACGGUGGUUUGGUGGCCGUCAAAUCACUGCCCAAGCAUGGGAUGGGACUACAGAUUAUCAGGUGGAGGAGACCUCAAGAGAAAGGGAGGAAAGGCUGAGAGGAUGGGAGGCAUUCCUCAAUUCUCCUGAGGCCAACAGGGCCCUUCAGCGUUCAGAUUCCAUCUGUGGCUCAGAAAAGGCAGGGCCUUCUAGAGUAAGGCAUUUUUCUGAGCGCCCAAGCAUGUCUAACACAGGUGCUCAGGAAGCUGCAACUGGAAUGGCAUUUGAAGAAGCCAUUGAUGAGAAGAAAUUUGAAAAGGCAGAAGAUGAGGGAGAAUUUGAAGGUGUUGCUUCUGAAAAAUAUGCUGAAGAAAAUGGGCCUGAAAAGGAGAUUAAAGAAGAGGACUGCUCUGAGAGAGAGAGUGAAGAAGACGGCUCUGAGAAGGCACUUGAAGAGGGUAAUCCUAAAAGUGAGUGUCAAGAGAAUGGCUCCGAAAAAGAAUAUAAGAGAGGCAGAGAUAGUUGUGAAAAGAAUGGCCUUGCAAAGAAGUCUGAAGACAGUGACCCCAUCAAGGAGUCUGAAGAAGAAGACAGCCUCAAGAAAGAGUCGGAAGGGGAUGACUCCGAGAGAGAAUCUGAUGAAAACUGCUCGGAAAAGCAGUCUGAAGACAGCUCCGACAAAGACUUAGGAGAAAAUGGUGUUGAGAAAUAUUUUGAAGAGGAUGUCUCUGACAACGAGACCCCUGAAAACCUUCUUGAGAAAGAGUUAGAAGAAAAUGAUACUGACAAGUCAGAAUUUGAAGAAGACUCUGAAAAAAUGUUGGAUGAAGAAGGCUCUGAGAGAGAAUUGGAUGAAGAUUCAGAUGAAAAGGAAGAAGAAACCUACGAAAAGGUUUUUGAUGAUGAGUCUGAUGAAAAAGAGGAUGAAGAAGAUGCAGAUGAAAAGGGGUGUGAAGAUGCUAAUGAAAAGGAAGAAGAUGACACAGAUGAGAAGCUCUUUGAUGAUUCAGAUGAAAAGGAAGAUGAAGAAGAUACAGAUGUAAAGAAAGAUGAAGAUGCCUAUGACAAGCUAUUUGAAGAUAAUUCCAAUGAGAAGUUGUUUGAUGAGGAAGAAGGUUCCAAUGAGAAGUUUUUUGAAGAUUCUGAUGAGAGAGCAACUCUGGGGAAUGUGAAGGAAGAUGGGUUUCAGUCCACAGACAGCAGCUUUGUCCUCAGUAGUAGUGAUGAUGAUGAUGGUGAUAAUGAUGAAAUUUAAUCUUUUUCACUUGCUUUUUAGGGAGAGCCCUACAUCUCCAUUUGCCUGUGCUUCAGGGUCAUUAGUAGUGUUACAUGAAAAUGUGUAUAGUGGUAGGAUGCCAUCAGACUAAUCCCUCGCAGGUUUCCAUUUUCACCUAUACCUAAGGAUUUUGAAUAUCUUCAUUGGCUCUUCAGUUAAAAGUUCAUAGUUAUAAUGCAAGUAAACUGGAUACGUGUCCUUUUGUCAGAUUUGUUAAAUGCAUGCAAAAGAAUAUUUUUUAAAGUAUUCUGAUUGGAGUUUGUGAUAUUCAGAAAUAAAGAUAAAUUGAUAAUAUGCAGAAAAUGAGA
This is a messenger RNA of Nannospalax galili (Upper Galilee mountains blind mole rat), 3100 nucleotides long. It is a transcript of the gene Htatsf1, whose product is annotated as HIV-1 Tat specific factor 1. The record is from RefSeq and is a predicted model, not a curated record. Bases 537 to 2771 code for a protein of 744 amino acids. The transcript has 10 exons. Gene Ontology annotation, cellular component: U2 snRNP; U2-type spliceosomal complex. Gene Ontology annotation, biological process: mRNA splicing, via spliceosome. Gene Ontology annotation, molecular function: RNA binding. NCBI's taxonomy places the organism in Eukaryota, Metazoa, Chordata, Mammalia, Rodentia, Spalacidae.